Messenger RNA from Petromyzon marinus (sea lamprey), 1612 nucleotides. Lineage: Eukaryota; Metazoa; Chordata; Hyperoartia; Petromyzontiformes; Petromyzontidae. The record is from RefSeq and is a predicted model, not a curated record.
AAGUGUAUGACACUUGGUCUGGCGGACUCCGUGCAACUGCAUUGUCAGAGUGUGUCGCCAACCGAUGGCGUGGGGUAUAGCCGAUUUCUUAGCGCGUCGUCCUCGGCCUGCUCCUGAAGCGCAAGAUGAGCCUGCCCUUCAGCGGAGGCGUGAUCGUUCGCCUUCGCCGCUGCCGGAUGAAGAACGGAUUUCGCCACAGUCCGAUGAGUAAGAGCGACAGCUACGGCCUGUUCGCGCUCUGGAUCGUGACGUCGAAGUAUUGUGCUACGCGUAUCUGCAAGCGGGACGGUUCGUACCGCCUCUGGCUCCGCAACCUGGCCUGACCGGGAUGUUGAAAUAUCCAUCCAAGUUCGUUGGCGGCGCUGCCCGCCGCCCGACGGCGUCUUUGUUUGUUCAGUUCGACUGGCUCGAGUAUUCGUUCAUCAGUGAGUCUGUUUACUGCUUCUAUUGCUACCUAUUGCUACCUCUUCCCACAGAUAACGUUGCGUCGGCAUUCAUCUACUCCGCCAGCUUCUCAACCUGGAAUAAGAUCGGUGGCAAGAAUUGCAGUCUACUCAAGCAUCAGGGUGGGCACAAGUCGGCACACAACAUCGCCGUGAAGAAGGCCAGGGACCUUCUCAACGCCUGGCAGCAUGUCAUCACGGGCGAUGCUGGGCUGGCCCGACAGAACGCCAAAACUAUUGAUGGCAACCGCAAGCGCCUGGACGCCUCCGUCGAUGUCAUGCAUGUCUGCAUGAACCAGGGCAUUGCGAUGCGGGGACAUGACGAGUCGCCUGGCUCUCUUAACCGGGGCAAUUUUCUGGAGAUUCUCAACAUGUUACGCAAACGCGACGCACUGCUUGCGGCCAUCACCUGGGAGAACGCGCCGCAGAAUGCGACCAUGACCAGCCCCGACGUUCAGAAGGACCUGAUCCAUGCUCACGCUCAACUGGUGCGCCGGCGCCUCGACACCGAGAUUGGCGACGCAUACUAUUGCAUCAUGGCGGACGAGUCACGUGACGUCAGCAAGAAGGAGCAGCUGGUCUUCGUCAACCACUUUGUCGAGGUCAGUACGGGCAUCCUGCGCGAGCGACUCGUCGACAUUCAGCACGUGCCGGACACGUGUGCGCCCACCCUCUGCAGCGCUAUUGUCAACCUGCUCUCGAGUCGCGAGCGCCCUAUUGAGACCUGCCGCGGCCAAGGAUACGAUGGCGCGUCGAGCAUGAGCGGUGAGAUCGCUGGCUUGCAGACCUUGAUCAAGGCCAUGAACGACAUGGCCUACUACACGCAUUGCUGGGCGCAUAAGCUGCAGCUCGCUCUCGUCACUGCCUGCACAAAUGGUGUCACCGACAUUGCCGUGUUCUUUGACCUUGUCCAGGACAUAAUCCACACUGCCACCAGCUCGUGCAAGCGCAACGACCAACUGCUCGCCGAGCACAAGAAGCUCGUCGACGACCUGGUCGAUGAGCUGGCGGUCUCCACUGGCCGCGGUCAGAAUCAGGAGACAGCGUUGUCGGCGGCGGGCAACAUGAGGUGGUCGUCUUUCUGGCGCUUGCUGCACCGCCUGAUUGAGAUGUUCAACGCGACUGCCGUCAUCCAGAACGUGGAAGAGGACGGCGCCAAGGCAGAGUAA